Messenger RNA from Apus apus (common swift), 1032 nucleotides. RefSeq names its product nucleolar protein 7 (gene NOL7). Gene Ontology annotation, cellular component: nucleus. Lineage: Eukaryota; Metazoa; Chordata; Aves; Apodiformes; Apodidae. The coding region runs from base 15 to 698 and encodes 227 amino acids. The transcript has 8 exons. Gene Ontology annotation, molecular function: RNA binding. The record is from RefSeq and is a predicted model, not a curated record.
CCGGGGCGGCCAUCAUGGCGCGGCGGCGGCUGCGGGCGGGGAAGCGGGGCGAGCCCGCCGCGCUCCUCCGCGCCCCCUCCGCGGAGGACGAAAGCCCGGAGGACGAAGGCCCGGAGGAGGUGUCCUUCGGCGUGGCCAGGGAGGCGGCCGAGACCGAGCGGAAGCUCGUGGGGGAGGCGGCGCGGAGGCACCGGGAGCUGCUGAAGGAGAAGCGGCGGCGGCGCCAGGAGCUGUUCCGGGAGCAGAAGAGGCAGAAGCUGCUCCCCGAGGCCGUGCUGCAGGAGCUGAGCGCCGCCCCGCCCGCACGGCCCGCUGGAGAGGCGGCGGCUGAGCCAGGUAAACAAGGUGGAGGUGGGGCUGCCGAGCAGAAUCAAGGCCAAGCCCAAAGGCCGGUGAAGAAAGCCAAGGGAAGAAAGGGUGCCAGCUCAAAAGGAAACUAUACAGCUGUCUGCUUAAAAGAGGAGAGUGUCACAGGCCUGCAGGAACAGCUCGCCAGAGACUUUUUAAGUGCUCAUCUCUACGGCCCGGAGGCCCGGCGGGUGCAGGCAAAUGAAUUUUUUUCCAUUGAAAAUAAGAAAAAGCCAGUGAAAGCAGCUGCAGUUCAGUUUGUGGACAAAUCUUGGGGGCAAGAAAAAAAGCAAAAAGCAUUAAGGUUUAAAAAACGUUGGCUCUCGACACAGCUUAAAAAACAGCUAUGAAGACAGCUUUUUUCAGAGGAUGCAAUUAAGAACUUUUUAACUGAAAGUUACAAGUCUCUCACCCUGACUUCACCAUCGCUCAGCUCUUGGGUCUAGCCCGCAGCCCCCAGCAAGUGCCAACCUUCAGACAGCUGUGCCCAGACUGACUGCUCUGUUCUCUUCCUCCCUCCUUCAGAAGUGGUCAGAGAAGCCAAGGAACAAGCAGGGCCAGGGUAGGAGUUCUGUAUCCUUAAUACUGCCUCAGAGCAGCUGGUGUUACAACCACAGUUGUAGAGCUGCCUCUGUGAGGCAGCCCCUUUGCAGCAAAUAAAAUAUGAAUGGUGUUUGUACUUGC